GAAAAGGCAUAAGUAGAGAAAUUUCCUCACGUUUGUUAAAUGUAGGAAAACAAAUAAUGUUUAUAUCAUAAAUGUAUCCUAUUCUGCCUUUUUUUUCACUCAAGAAGUUCCGUGGUUGUCAGCCUGUAGAGGGCGGUAUUGCUUCCUCGAAGCGCUGCGGAACGUAGUUGCAUGGAAAAUAUUCGAGUCGGUAUGUAAACAGUGUAGCACAUUGGACAUUGAAAGUGUUUUUCUUAAUAGAGAAAUUUAUGUAUAACAAGUGGCUAGUCUAACCUACAUAAGUUAGCUUAGACUAUCUGUGGUGAUGAAACUGUGCCAGACUCUCAGAAAUGUCGACAGAUUCAGGACAGUGUUUGACUUUGGAGGCCGGGAGGUGGCUCACUGGUUCCCAGGACACAUGGCGAAAGGGUUGAAGCAGAUGAAAGCCAACCUCAAGAAUGUGGACUGCAUCCUAGAAAUCCAUGAUGCCAGAAUCCCCUUGUCUGGAAGAAACCCCAUAUUUCAGGACUCACUGAACGUAAGGCCACAUCUCCUUGUUCUGAACAAGAUGGACCUCGCUGAUCUAUCCAACAAGCAGAAAAUCUUGAAGAAACUAGAAAAUGAUGGAGUGAGGAAUGUGCUCUUUACGGACUGUUUAAAGCAAAGAGAUGACAACGUCAAAAAGUUGGUGCCACUGGUGAUGGAAUUAAUUAAGACCGGUGACCGUUUUAACAGAGAGGAGAAUAGAAAUUACUGUCUCAUGGUGAUCGGAGUGCCCAAUGUGGGGAAGUCAUCACUUAUUAAUGCACUGAGAAGAACAAAUGUUAAAAAAGGCCGUGCAUCGCGAGUGGGUGGGGAGCCAGGGAUAACUAAAGCCGUCCUGACUAAAAUACAGGUUUCUGAGAGACCGUUGAUGUACCUGCUGGACACACCCGGCGUGUUACCCCCUAAGAUCGAGAGCGUGGAGACGGGCAUGAAGUUGGCUUUAUGUGGAACUAUCCUGGACCAUUUGGUGGGUGAAGAUGUUAUUGCAGACUACCUGCUCUUUUCUUUGAACCGACUCAGGAAGUUUGGAUAUGUAGAGAAAUAUGACCUCCAAGAGCCAAGUGACGACAUCCAGCACGUCCUCAAACGUAUCGCUGUGAAACUCGGAAAGACUCAGCGAGUCAAAGCCAUCACUGGAGUAGGAAACAUCACUGUCACCAUCCCAAACUACACAGCAGCAGCUUACAAUUUCAUCAGAGCAUUCAGGAAAGGAGAGCUGGGACAAGUACUCCUGGACUGACCAGAGACAUUUUUAGAUUUAUUCACCUCUUAAAUGUCAACAAAAGAGGACUGCUUAUGUCUCCUCUGAUGUUUUGCAGAGAUCAACCUCUAAAUACUAUUUGUAAAUAAAAGUAUUUAACUUAAA
This is a messenger RNA of Poecilia reticulata (guppy), 1390 nucleotides long. Lineage: Eukaryota; Metazoa; Chordata; Actinopteri; Cyprinodontiformes; Poeciliidae. The record is from RefSeq and is a predicted model, not a curated record.